AUGGGUUGGAUCAUCCGCCACAAUGUCAACGAAAAUCCUCCUGAAUUCUUAUGCCCUAAUUACAGUUCUGGGUCACAAUUUUUCACCAUACGGAUGUACCAUUCUGGAAAAUUCGUAAAAUAUGGCACCAGGUAUUAUGUUGGGGAAAACAUGAGAGUGAGUCAUAUUGAUUUUUGUGACCCGGAUGAAAUGUCAUUUUUGGAAAUCAUUAAUAUUACUUGGGAUUUGGGUUUAAAGGAAUGCAAGAAGUUUCACGUGAGUACAAAUGGGAUAGAUAAUUGCAGUUCUUUGUUUGAGAUUCAAAAUGAUUCUGAUGCUUUGAAUUUGGUUAACUUUUUGGAUGAGAAUAGGGUGGUAGGCAUUUAUAUUGAGCAUCAAAACAGUACAUUGAGCACCAUUGCAUCUGAACUGCGCAAUGAUUACUUUCCUAUAUGCCGCAAAAAAGGUCACAAUGCUAGAGGUUGUCCACUGGUAAAAGAAAGGCUGGACACAAGUUCAGGCUUGGAUAUUCCCCCGCUCAAUGAAGAAAUACAAACACUUCCAAGAAAGGGUUCCAAAAGGAAUAGUUCUGGUCUUACAUCUUUCGAGCAGCCCGAAAAGGUUUCUCGGAACAUGCAAAAACAGAAUAAAACACAGGGAGUUAGAAAAAAACUACAAGUAAGCAAAAACCAAAUGGAGGUUAAACACAAAGAUCAACAGAUUGAGCUAAUGUCGAACCUCGAGGAUCAAAACCUACAUGCAUAUGGAGAUCGCUAG
Striga asiatica is the source of this 756-nucleotide messenger RNA. Lineage: Eukaryota; Viridiplantae; Streptophyta; Magnoliopsida; Lamiales; Orobanchaceae. The record is from the annotation of a GenBank genome assembly.